AUGAGACCACCUGAAGAUGACGAGCCACAAUCAUGGUGGAUUGCAUCAACGGCCAUCCCUCUGAUUGCUGCUACAACGGGACCACUCGCCAAUGUCAUGUCAAUCAUUGCGCUAGUUAUGCCAUGGCGAAGCCAAAUUCACCCACAUCAAUAUGGCCGUGAUGGUACCCCCAUUCAAGUGGGAUACCCAGACCCUCGUUGGAUCACUGCCCUAAAUUCCGUUUCACUUGUCUGCGGGAUCGUGGGCAAUGCAUUUCUACUGUGCAAUUUUACCCAGGUGCUUGGUGGAAUUACUUCAGCAACAGCUGUCUAUGCUCCUCCGGUAGGCAUUGAUAGGGUCUACUCGCAGGCUUAUUGGAGUGCCGUCAUUGCGGCAAUCCUCUACUUCAUCUUGAGCGUCAUUUUGAUGAUCAACAUGCUAGGCUAUGUCCUAGGUAAAUAUCCGCAACAUUUCUCUCUGACCGACGAGCAACGAACCUUGAUUCUGCAAAUGACGGCAUUGGUAGUUUGGCUAUUGAUUGGUGCAGCUAUUUUUCAGCGAGUGAUCGGGCUCAAUUUCGCCGAUGCAUUGUACUUCUCCGAUGUCACUGUUCUCACAUUAGGGUAUGGCAACAUAGUUCCGACUAAUUCCGUCGGCCGGGGUCUUAUUUGGCCAUAUUCAGUCAUUGGAAUUAUCAUUCUCGGAUUGGUUGUGGAAAGCAUCUUUAGAUUUGCUCGCGAGGUUCACUACGACAAUGUCAUUCGCAAACACAUUGAACAGAAACGGCAAUCUACUUUCGAGCGAUCAGUCGGUUUUCACAAGUUCAAACUUCCACAAGAGACACGCCCGAGUGGUGAAGAAGCUAUCACCCCUCCGGCUCUCACUCGCCAAGAAUCUGGGUCUCAUUACCGCCAUCGACAUCACCGGCCCAUUCGCAACACCAUCAAUGCCAUUACCACGGCGCGCCGACCCAGGAUCAUUGUCAUGCGCGAGGAAAAAGAUCGAUUUGACGCUAUGCGCAAGAUCCAGUCCGAUACGCUGCGCUUCCGUCGCUGGAACAAUUUGAUCAUCAGCAUCGUUGCCUUUGGAAUCGUGUGGUCCUGCGGAGCAGUAGUUUUCUGGAAAUUAGAACCCAUGACCUACUUCGAAUCACUCUACUUCUGCUUCACUUCCCUACUUACCAUCGGCUACGGUGAUUUCACACCGCAGUCGAAUGCAGGAAAACCAUUCUUUGUCGUAUGGUCUCUACUCGCCAUUCCAACCAUGACCAUGCUCAUUUCCGAGAUGAGCGACACAGUCGUUGCUAGCUUCAAGCGCGCCACAAAUGUAGUCGCUGACUACCUGGUGUUCCCUCAAUCUAGUGUCUACGAGACAUCCUUAGGUCGGAUUCCCGGCAUUGCUUCAUUCAUACAGUCUCGCCAAGAGAAAAGGCGCCGACAGCGCGGUUUCCCACUUGAGGGGGCUGAGGAAUCCGGAAACGGGAAAAGAGCAGAUCCCGGGAACACUGAUGAACCUGAUAUUCAAGGCGAUGACUUAGCUGAUUCUCAUCCCCACCGAGGCCUCGAGGAACUUGCUCGCGAUCCGACCCCACUCGAGCUUGCUAAGCAACUUGCUUUUGCUAUCCGGCGUGUUACGAAACAGGCACGGGAAGGAAAGCGAAAGCAAUACUCCUAUGAAGAAUGGGUUGAAUUUACCCGGCUCAUUCAGUUCACUGAUCCGCGAGCUUGGCCACUAUCAGCACGGAAACAGCCGACGCCAAUUGAGGAAGAUGAAUAUGGACUUCUCAAUUGGGAUUGGAUUGGGGAGAGCAGUCCGCUGUUGGCAAAACAGACAGAGCCCCAGUGGGUUCUGGAUCGUUUGUGUGAGAGCUUGAUUCGGUACGUGUCGACUCAAGAGGAGAGUCGAGCUAUAGGAGGUGAUGCGGAUUCGACGGAGGAGGCAACUCUGAGGAAGGAGAGGGAUAUUGGGUUGGAUGAAUGA
Messenger RNA from Penicillium griseofulvum, 1959 nucleotides. Its product is annotated as Ion transport 2. Bases 1 to 1959 code for a protein of 652 amino acids. NCBI's taxonomy places the organism in Eukaryota, Fungi, Ascomycota, Eurotiomycetes, Eurotiales, Aspergillaceae. Gene Ontology annotation, biological process: stabilization of membrane potential; potassium ion transmembrane transport. The record is from RefSeq and is a predicted model, not a curated record. Gene Ontology annotation, cellular component: membrane. The transcript is spliced from 3 exons. Gene Ontology annotation, molecular function: potassium ion leak channel activity.